Phialemonium atrogriseum is the source of this 2534-nucleotide messenger RNA. RefSeq lists its product as uncharacterized. The coding region runs from base 229 to 2226 and encodes 665 amino acids. The record is from RefSeq and is a predicted model, not a curated record. NCBI's taxonomy places the organism in Eukaryota, Fungi, Ascomycota, Sordariomycetes, Cephalothecales, Cephalothecaceae. The transcript has 5 exons.
AGGCCGUGACCCCCACCAGUCGACCCUCCGAGACGAUGUUGGUUGCUUCUCUGAUCUCUCACUCUCCUUUCCGUCUCUCAGCUUCUUGUCUGGGGAGCUGCUGCUGUCUGCUGUGAUUCUAGCCUAGUCUAUAAGCUGCAUAACCCCCAAGACUUACAACGAGAUACAUACAUCCCCUCCCCCCUUUCCCCCUCGUCUUAGCUUGGUAGUCCUAGCCUUACCACCACCAUGGCAGACGCCAAGACCGGCCUCGUCCUCGGCUACAACGGCCGCCACCCCUUCUCCAAGGUGGACAUCACGGACCGGGCCUCGGUGCAGGAGCUGCUCCGGACGCUCCUGGACCCGCUGGACCCCUUCUUCUCGCCUCAAAAAGCGCGGGUCCGCUGCCCCGGAGCGACGGCGGUGCGGUUCGACCAGACGGCGUCCGAGGUGGAGGGCUUCUGCCGGCCGCUGUGGGGGCUGGCGUGCCUGCUGGCGGGCGGGGGCGAGUACCACGGCACGGACUGGUGGGUGCAGGGGAUCCGGGCGGGGACGGACCCGGAGAGCCCCGAGUACUGGGGCCACCCGCGGGACAACGACCAGAGGAUGGUGGAGAUGUGCCCGCUGGGGUACGCGCUGGCCGUGGCGCCGGCGCUGUGGGACUCGCUGUCGGGGCGCGAGAGGGCCAACGUCGAGCAGUGGCUGGGCAACUCGAUCAACGAGAAGGACAUGCCAAACACAAACUGGCUCUGGUUCCGCGUGUUUGCGAACCUCGGCCUCAAGAAGAAUGGCGCGAGGUUCUCGCAGGAGAGGCUGGACGCUGACAUCGAGCACCUCAACACCUUCUACCGCGGCGACGGCUGGUCAAACGACGGGCCUGAGGGCAUCCACCAGAUGGACUACUACUCGUCCAGCUUCGCUAUCCACUUCUUGCAGCUGCUGUACGCCAAGUUGGCCGCCGACGACGAACCGGCCCGCGCCGAGGAGUUCAAGAAGAGGGCCCAGAUGGCGGCGCUAGACCUGGUGCAUUACUACGAUAAAGAAGGUCGAUCCAUUCCCUUUGGACGAAGCGUGGGAUACAGGUUCGCCAUGGUCUCGUUCUGGGGCGCUAUGGCCUACGCUGGUGUCGAGCUGCCCGCCCCCUUGACCUGGGGCAUGGUGAAGGGCAUCGUGCUUCGGCACCUCAGGUGGUGGCAGACCCAGGAUAACAUGUGGAGCCCAAACGGGACGCUUACUAUUGGGUAUUCAUAUCCCAAUAUGUAUAUGGCGGAGAAUUAUAACAGCCCUGGGAGCCCAUACUGGGCUUGCCUGGCUUUCAUCUGCCUGGCGGUGCCGGAGGACCACCCGUUCUGGACUUCGAAAGAAGAAUACCACGGAGAUUCGAUCCCCAAGGUCAAAGCACUCAAGCACCCAGGUCACAUCAUGAGCUACCUCGGCGGCCACUGUAUGCUGCUCUCCUCGGGCCAAGCCUGCAGCUAUCCAAUGAAGGGCACGCACGCCAAGUACGGCGGCUUCGCCUACAGCAGCGCGUACGCGUACUCGGUCCCGCCGGGCCUGUUCACGCUCGAGCAGUACGCGCUGGCGUCGCAGCUGGGCCUCUCCGACGACGGCGGCGAGUUCUGGAAGGCGAGGCGGGUCUCGGAGUACGCGGGGAUCGAGCAGCGCGGCGACAAGCCGGUGCUCGUGUCGGCGUGGAGGCCGUUCCCCGACGUCAGGAUCAAGACGUACUUGGUCCCGCCCGAGGAGGCCACGCCGAACUGGCACCUGCGGGCGCACCGCAUCGAGGCCGGGCGCGAGGUCAUGACGGCGGACGGGUCGUUCGCCAUCCGCAACGAGCGGGCCCUGGACGGGCGCUACCUCGACCCGUACGACGCGGCGGCGUGCGAGGGCACGCGGCCGAGGAUCAUCGGCAACUACGACGUCGCCACGCCCGAGGCCUGGGCGAGGGGCCGCGAGGGCGCGUUCGCCGUCUCCAGGGGCGCCGUCGGCAUCAGGGCUCUCGAGGCGGAGGGGGUCGGGCGGAGGGCCACGCUGGUCAACGCGGACCCGAACUCGAACCUCGUCGAGAGCCGCACCGCUAUCCCGACGCUGCAGCACACCGUCGCCGCGGGGGAGACCGUCUGGUACGUCUCGGCCAUCUACGCGAAGCCGGAUGGCGAGGGCGUGCCGAGGGAGUCGUACCUCGACGGGUGGGAUAUGGUGCCUGAGCUGCCGGCCUGGCUCAAGGCUGAGAUUGAUGGGUCUUGAGGUAUUGACCACUUUUUCGGGGGUGGCUACAUGAUGCCUUCUCUGCCGGAAGGAGGGAAGUGCGGAUUUGCAGUGCAAGGACGCCGAUAAUGUAUAUGUGCCAGGCAAGGGGUAUUUGCCGUCGCCAACCAAACUGCGAAAUGCCGAUAGCUUAAAAUGCUCCCUCCGUGUACUCGACACCGACACCCUCACAAUUGAGAAGUAGCAAGCAUCUGGGAUUAAACAAGUAUCACAAAGAUGACUUUAAAUUGCCAGUCUGGAUAUCAUGACUUCUCUCCGUAGAAGUACGUAGUACAUCCACAAGUCUC